UUAACAGCAUUCCCUGUGCUGAUGGCAAGCUGGGUUAGUGGGAGAGCCUGAGGCUGUGGGAAGGUAAAUAGCAUUUGCUCACUGUAGAGGCAGCCAACGCUUUUAGCAGAGGUCACAGGCACUUAGCCGUGUUUUGCUGCACUCCUGCUGUGUCCCUAGUUCCACCACUUACCUAAAGACUUGAAAAUUGGCAAAUUUAUCUGCUUUUUUCGAAGUGUGGCUCGGUCCAAAGGCUGCCUGUGUGAUGUUAGUAAUAGCCAAGCAAAGCGCAAUUUGUACCACGGUGUUAGUGGGAAUUGCUUUGGAAAGCAAUUUCAAAGAGCUUUCCAAGCAGUCAGCACAGACACAGCGAUGGAAGCCAGCAAGGUUUUCUGGACCAAGCCAUACCUCUGCCCAGCAGGGGACCAGUCGCAUGGGAAGAUCCAAGAUUUUGGCUCCCUGCCCCGAGCCCACCAGAGGUGUCAGCCCCAGCCAGUCCUCCAGCGUGGACCUCUCCUACAUCCGCCAGGGAGAAAGGGCCCUGCAGCGAGCACUGAGCAUCCUGCAGCAGCACACCAGCUGGCAGGCAGAGCCCGUGCUGGACACCAGUGCCGCCGUGUCCAGCGCUGCCCUCCCCGGGCUCGGCAGGGUGUUUCGGGCAGAGGUGGUCCUGGCCGUGCCAGUGGCACAGCUGCACCAGGAGCUGUUUGAGAGGAUGGAGCAGAUGCCCCAGUGGAACCCGAACCUCAGCCAGGUGAAGGUGCUGCGGCGCGUCGGGACGGACACGCUGGUGACACACGAAGUCACCACUCCCAGCCCGGGCAACCUGGUGGGGCGGCGGGACCUGGUCAGCGUGCGGCACCGCGGGAGGAGGGGCGCGGCCACCUACCUGGUGGGCACUGCCACCCGCGCCGAGCCGCUGCCCCCGCAGGAAGGGUGCAUCAGGGCCGAGUCCCGGCUCAGCUGCAUCGUCCUGCAGCCCCUGGCGGGGGACCCCGGCCGGACCCGCCUCACCUGGCUCCUGAGCAUGGACCUGAAGGGCUGGAUCCCCGCAGCCGUGCUUCACCGUGUCCUGCCACAGUCCCAAGCCGACUUCAUCGAGCACCUCCACCGGCACCUCUCUGCCACCGCGGGGCCCUGAGCUGCGAGAGACGGGCUCUGCCCGGGCAGGAGCGAAGUGCCCAGAGCUGGAGACUCAUUCCUGGUUCAAAGCAAGGCUGGAUGGGGCUCAGAGCAACCUGGUCUAGUGGAAGGGAGUUGGAACAAGAUGAUCUUUAAGGUCCCUUCCAACCCAAACCAUUCCAUGAUUCUCCACUCAUUCAUUGCCAGUGAUGGGGUGAGACAGUGCACCCACCAAGCAACCCUGGGCACAGAGAACACAUUCUCUUCUCCUAGCACCGUGCUUCUGCUUCAAGGACGGAGUGGAGCAUCCAAAAGAUGGGAAAACCAAGGCUGCACUAAGCCUUGCACGAGGAGUUACCUAAAAACCCCGGCAAAAGCAGCUGGUGUUCAGCAUCAUAUAGGAGCAGCUUUUUGGCCUGAACUAGCAACACAUCAAUAUUUAUUUUUGCAGUGGCCAAACCACCUAUUUAUGUGUGUGUGUAUAUAUAUACAUAGAGGUUUUUCCCCUGCUCAAAACAGCAAUGUGAAAUUCUGGCUGACAAAGAGGAGUGGCUGGGUUGAAAUAACGUAAAAUAAAUCCAUUUCAAUAACCAUUUGUAUUUCCCCCAUCACACACCCACCCCACAAAUAAAUUAGCAGCAAGA
Molecule: messenger RNA, 1745 nt
Organism: Pseudopipra pipra
Lineage: Eukaryota; Metazoa; Chordata; Aves; Passeriformes; Pipridae
Product: steroidogenic acute regulatory protein, mitochondrial-like
Exons: 6
Coding region: 245-1120 (291 amino acids)
Biological process (GO): intracellular cholesterol transport; regulation of steroid biosynthetic process; steroid biosynthetic process
Cellular component (GO): mitochondrion
Molecular function (GO): cholesterol binding; cholesterol transfer activity
Source: RefSeq, a predicted model, not a curated record